Molecule: messenger RNA, 855 nt
Organism: Oxyura jamaicensis (ruddy duck)
Lineage: Eukaryota; Metazoa; Chordata; Aves; Anseriformes; Anatidae
Gene: MON1B
Product: MON1 homolog B, secretory trafficking associated
Exons: 3
Biological process (GO): vesicle-mediated transport; protein targeting to vacuole
Source: RefSeq, a predicted model, not a curated record
GGGGCCCUGCGCCGCGCCGCCGCCGCCGCCGUCCCCGCGCCUGCCCUGGCGCUGCUGGCGGUGGGAGGCCGGCUGCUGACGGCGGCGAGGCAGCGGGCGCUGGCGGAGGACGGGAGGCUGUGCGCCAGCGACCUCCACCUGCUGCUCAACCUGCUGGCGGUGGGCGCCGGCGCGGGCGAGGUGUGGACGCCGGUGUGCCUGCCCCGCUUCAACCCCGACGGCUACUUCUACGCCUACGCGGCGGCGCUGGCCGAGGAGGAGGAGGAGGGCGCCGGGGCCGUGACCCUCAUCCUGCUGUCGACGGAGCGCGAGGGCUUCUACGCGGCGGCCGGGUGCCGGCGGAGGCUGGAGGCGGCGCUGCGGGCGCAAGGCUGGCUGGCCGAGCUGGGGGCGGCGGUGCGGGGCGGCGCGGGCUACGGCCCCUCGCGCCCCGGCGCCCCCGAGCUCCGGCAUUUCCUCUACAAGCCGCUGGAGGGGCCCGAGGAGAUGCAGCAGCUGCCGCAGUUCACGAGCCCCGAGCUGGAGGAGCCGUACGGCACGGAGGAGGAGCAGCAGCGCCUCUUCGACCUCUACCACUACCUGCACAGCCGCGUGCACUGCCCCCGGCGGCCCCUGCGCCUGCUCUACCACGUGGCCGAGAAGGAGACGCUGCUGGCCUGGGUGACGAGCAAGUUCGAGCUGUACGGCUGCUUCGGCCCGCUGGUGACCAAGGCGGGGGCCAUCGGCGCGCUCACCAAGCUGCUGCGCUGGAUCAAGAAGGAGGAGGACUGGCUGUUCAUCCGCUACCCGCCGCCAUACUGCGCCGCCCCCGCGCGCCCCGAGGAGGCCGAGGGCUGAGGCUCGGACCCCCCCCCC